Molecule: messenger RNA, 3658 nt
Organism: Cyprinodon variegatus (sheepshead minnow)
Lineage: Eukaryota; Metazoa; Chordata; Actinopteri; Cyprinodontiformes; Cyprinodontidae
Gene: tmem145
Product: transmembrane protein 145
Exons: 15
Coding region: 150-1691 (513 amino acids)
Biological process (GO): G protein-coupled receptor signaling pathway; response to pheromone
Source: RefSeq, a predicted model, not a curated record
CAUCCAUCUACAACAGCUGGAGGGAGGCAGGAGGCGGGGUGCGCGCGCGCGCUUCUUUCUGCUGCUCCUCCGUGCGCGCCCCCGAGCCGGAGGCAAGCUUUCUGGGAGAGCUGAGAGAACAGACGAGCGGCUGCGGGGGAGAGAGGAAGAUGGAGGUGAGGGUCGGGGAGAGACUCCUGUGGCUGGUCGUGCUUUCCACUGUGCUCUGCGUGGAUUCUGUCUACGGAAAAUACGUCAAAGGCAUCGUCGAUACCAAAGAGGACUGGGUUUUCCUCACUCGUUUUUGCUUUCUCACCGAGUUCGGGAGGCUGGAUUUUCGAUUUCGCUAUCCGAAGUCGCGCUGCUGUCAGAACAUUCUGCUCUACUUUGAUGACAGCUCUCAGUGGCCAGCUGUGUACAAGAAGACAGAAAAGAACUGCUAUGAGAAGGAAGCAGUGCUGAGACCUGAAAACAACCAGGUCAUCAAUCUCACCACACGCUACACCUGGUCAGGAUGUGUGGUGGAGGACGAUGGCGACGAGGAGGUUCUGAGCUGCGUGGGUGGUCGCAGUUUCCGCUCAGUGAGGGAGAGGUGGUGGUACAUCGCUCUCAGCAAGUGUGGGGGCGAUGGCUUGCAGUUGGAGUAUGAGAUGAAGCUGACCAACGGCCAGUCUUUCUGGACACAGCAUUUCUCUGCAGAUGAGUUUGGAAUCUUGGAGACUGACAUCACCUUCCUGGCCAUCUUUACGUUAGUGUUCUUCAUCUCCUGCUACUUUGCAUACAAUCUGAAGGGGAGACAGCUUCUUCACACAACCUACAAAAUGUUUAUGACAGCAGCAGGUGUGGAGGUGCUCAGCCUAAUGUUCCAUUGUGUCUAUUGGGGCCUGUAUGCCAGGGAUGGAGUUGGCAACGGCAGCCUGAAGAUACUCGGGAAAUUAUUGUUCUCCAUCAGUUUCCUGGUGUUCCUUCUGAUGCUCAUACUGUUGGGUAAAGGAUUCACUGUCACCAGGGCGAGGAUCAGCCACAGUGGCUCUGUUAAACUCAGCAUCUACAUGACAGUCUACACAAUCACCUACAUCAUCCUCUUCAUCUAUGAAGCUGAGUUUUUUGACCCGGGUGAGGUGCUCUACGCCUACGACAGCCCUGCAGGUUACGGUCUGAUGAGCCUGCAGCUGGUCGCCUAUGUGUGGUUCUGCUAUGCCGUGCUGGUCUCCUUGAAACAUUAUCCCGAGAAGCAGCCCUUCUACGUCCCUUUCUUUACCACAUACACACUUUGUGAUUGGGUUAUUACGAGACCAUCAGCAGCCAACAAGAACUUCCCUUACCAUGUUCGGACCUCCCAGAUUGGCAUUUUGCAGUCUAGUCCAAAAGGUGGCGAGGAAGGGGAGAGUUUCCCUCACCAUGCAUAUGGGAACAGCUCCUUCCUCGGAGAUUCUCAACCCAAUUUCACUGAACUCUUCUCCAUCCAGUCAGAUCCAGUAAAGACUGUGGAAGAGACUGUUGCUCGUAAAGGGCCUGUUGUGCCAAGGAACAGCGAACAGAAGAUCAUUACCACUGCUGCAGACUUAACCAUGAUAUUGCCACCACCUCCACCUCCGAUACCCCCACGCCCCGCCUCACGCUCACCACCAAUGCCCCCUCGUCUCCCAUCCUUCACAGAGUAUUUCAGCAUGCAGGGUGGCAGUGGAGCAAGCUAUGGGACGAAGGCAUGACGUGGAUAGGAAACAAAAACUGGCAAAAUAAUAAAGGCUACAGAGAGAAUGUACAAAUCCGGUGGGAAUCACAGUGUCAAAAUGGUCAUCUCAAAAAACAGAUGUAUUAUAGAUGCUGGGGAAGACAUGAGAAGUCAUCACAAAAGUAAAUCCCUUAAUGGUCCUUUAAACCUGCAAAUAAAAAUGACCUUUAUGGAGAAGUUAGAGGUGGGUGGCUAAGACACAAAUGCUGAGGUUGUAAAAGAAUAAAGAAGCAAUAAAUAUUUGAUGUUGACCCGUUGAAGGCACAUAGGGAAAAAGAUGACAAAGUGGAUGUAGCCAGAGCAAUAGGAUGACAGCUGUGCACAAUGUGGAAAUGAACAAAAUUCUUGAAAUACUUUCGUUUAAAAAUUUAUGAGGAUUUGAUGGUGUGCCUGGUAGAGUUUGUAAAUAGCAAAAACUGUUGAGAGCAACAAUUCUGUACAGUUUUAUUUCAAAGGAUAUUAAUUCAUGCUUUUCUUUUCCCUAAACAUGACAUUCCAGUUGGAAUAGAAAAAUCUAAUGCCAUAAUAUGUUUAAAAGUCAUUAAAAAAGAAAUGUUUUUUAUGUUUAGGACAUUUUUGAUAAAACUUAGAUAUAUUUAUGGUAUAUGGAGUCUGUUGUGUUUAUUUAUAUUCUUACUGUAUAAGCCUUCAUUGAUGCUGGUUUAUCAGAAUCGAUAUGCUGAUGUGUAACCUGUAAAUUGUCACAUUUACUCUGAGCACCUCCAGUUCAGUACUUGUAAAACAUGCAUGUUUGUGUUCUAUUUCUGGUUCGAAAAGCAGGUAAACGUGCUCCAUGUGACCAUAGAAAUAUUGGCUUAUUGUGUGUAUUGAAAUCAACACUUCUGUAAAUACAUACAAUAGGUUGCAGUAUGGGUUUUGUCUGCAACAUCUUUGUUCUUUGUUACCUAGAUAAAAGUUGUCUUGCAAAAAUGUGUAACCUAAAAUUAGAAGUAGGCAUGGGCUGGUAUGACAUUCUGAGAUAUAAGCUUGAGCAGAAAUACCACAUUUAAACACCAGAUUACACAACAAAAAGAAGCUAGGCAAUGUCACCGCGUGUAAAAGAAAAUAUGCUGUAAAAGACGGUUUUACUGUUAUUUUAAGACAAAGACAAAAUGAUCAGUUGAAAUUUUUAGCAGUCUUUAGUAACUUAUAUAAUUUAAAGCAUGGUUUGCAUCAGUAUUUAACAGUUUCUGUUUGUGUUGUGUAUGGAUUGUAAUUUGACCAUAUCAGGCCCCCAUUUCCUUCCGUUUCAUCCCAUUCACUUUUAAUUAAUAUGCCUUUAUACUCUAUUUUUAAUGUAGAAGUUCUGAUAAAUUGUGGAGACCUUUAAUUAUAAAAAAAGGAGCUGAUAUAACCUGUGUCCAAACUUACUAAAUAAUGUUAUUGUGCAACCAGAGACUAAAAAAUCUGAGUUUUCAGUUUCCUACAUGCUGAUCACUAUUGCAGGCCAGUCCCCUGUCUAUCUGUUGAUCUAUGUUUAUAAAUAUUUGUAAUUUUUUUAUAACAUGGAUUUAUGUGGAAUAUUGCUAUAGCUCUAUAACGCAGUUGGCUCAUAUUAAUUUGUAUGGAUCACUAGCUUAAGAUGAUUAUAUAUUUUCAGCAUUUGAUGUGUUCUUGAUGCUCCCUGCGGGCUCCUAAAAUAACGUCCCCUAUAUAACUUGAGAGGGUCAGAUCCUGAGCGUAAUUUUACAGCAGUCUGAGCUCUGAUUAAACACAAGAGCUAAUGCUGAAACGUAUUCUUUCCUUUAGCUUAACACGGAGGAGGCAGAUCUUGUGAAAAUAAACAGUAUUAACAGUUUUCAAAUUUCUGCUGUUUGCAAAUAUCCUUUUGACAAAAAACAAGCUCAUGUUAGCAUGCAGCUGUGUCACACAUGGGAAAGGUUGCUUUCAUUUUUCGGUGUAAUUGCUUCUUAUUUCCUUACAGUCACUUUUGGUAACUAGAUG